This is a messenger RNA of Chondrus crispus (carragheen), 759 nucleotides long. RefSeq lists its product as hypothetical. Lineage: Eukaryota; Rhodophyta; Florideophyceae; Gigartinales; Gigartinaceae. The transcript has a single exon. The record is from RefSeq and is a predicted model, not a curated record. The coding region runs from base 1 to 759 and encodes 252 amino acids.
AUGAUCCCAUUCCUCUCCGUCCUCUUCCUCCUCCCCCUCCUAACCCACUCCGCCCUGACGCACAACGGCCUUCCCACCGGCCAAACCGUGGCGCCGCCGCCGGUCACUCUGCUAACCCCACCCUCGACGCACUCACACUCGCCCUUCUACACCCUGCACGACCACGUGUGCGCGCACGCCCCCAUCUCGCGUGUGCUGACGGAGCUCUCGUCCAACCUGACUCGCACGGUAUCCGCGGCGCAGCUGUCCGCCAUCAUCGCCGCCGCGGCGCCGCCGCCGGCCACCCCGCUCGUCGUGCUGUUCCACGGCGGCGCGUCGUGCGAGUGGAGCCGCGCCAUCUUUCCGCUGUGGCUGCGCGUGGCCAAGCGCUACCGCACCCUGUGCUUCUUGGCGCUGGACGCGCGCAGCGACUACGUCCUCAACUACAACCUCAUGAUCCUGGGUUUCCCCACUGUGCUGCGCCUGAUUGCGGACAAGCCGCAGGAGGCCUUCCGCGGCAACCGGACCGAGCCUGAUCUCGUCGCCUGGGUCGCCCGCGUCACCGGAGUCGCCCCCAUGCGACCCGACGUCGGCGAUGAGGAGUGGCUGGGCAAGGAGCAAGGAGUCUUGGACAUGAGGCCGACGGACAACCUCAAUUGGACACUGGUCGCGGCCAAUAUCGUCACCGCUUUGAAUGACUUGUAUUUCUUGUGGAAAAUCGGCGGCGGUGUUAGGGGGCGGGUGUGGAAUCGGCACGCUGCCAGGCUGCAUACGGAUUGA